Molecule: messenger RNA, 9714 nt
Organism: Anoplopoma fimbria (sablefish)
Lineage: Eukaryota; Metazoa; Chordata; Actinopteri; Perciformes; Anoplopomatidae
Gene: itpr2
Product: inositol 1,4,5-trisphosphate receptor, type 2
Exons: 57
Coding region: 217-8301 (2694 amino acids)
Biological process (GO): calcium ion transmembrane transport
Cellular component (GO): endoplasmic reticulum; membrane
Molecular function (GO): inositol 1,4,5 trisphosphate binding; inositol 1,4,5-trisphosphate-gated calcium channel activity
Source: RefSeq, a predicted model, not a curated record
CUUUAAUUUUCUGCCCUCAAUCGACUUGCUGAAAUGCAGAGCUGGAAGAAUAAAGGUGAAUGUGAAGACUGCCGCUGAUCCGGAGACGGUGUAACGUGAGGAUUACUCCCCCUCCCUCCCCGAAGAAGAAGAAGAAGAAGAAGAAGUAGAAGUAGAAGUAGAAGUAUUUUUGAAAUGGAGAAACCGGGACACAUCUAAAACGUGUAUUUAGUGAAAAUGUCCGAGCACCGGUCCAGUUUCCUUCACAUCGGAGACAUUGUGUCUCUGUGCGCGGAGGGCUCUGUGAAUGGCUUCAUCAGUACUUUGGGGCUUGUCGAUGACAGGUGUGUGGUCCAGCCUGAUGCUGGAAACCUGGCCAACCCACCCAAAAAGUUCAGAGAUUGCCUCUUCAAGGUGUGUCCCAUGAACAGAUACUCGGCCCAGAAGCAAUUCUGGAAGGCAAAACAAGGGAAACAAGGAAACAACAACACACAGGGAGACUUGUUUAAGAAGUUACAGCAUGCAGCAGAACUGGAGCAGAAGCAGAACGAGUCAGAGAACAAGAAGCUCCUUGGAGAAGUUGUGAAAUACAGUAAUGUCAUCCAGCUCCUGCACAUUAAGAGCAAUAAGUACCUGACCGUCAACAAGCGUCUUCCUGCUUUGCUUGAGAAGAACGCCAUGCGGGUUAUUUUGGACCCGGCCGGGAACGAGGGCUCCUGGUUCUACAUUCAGCCGUUCUGGAAGCUCCGCAGCGAAGGAGAUAAUGUGGUGGUUGGAGACAAGGUGGUGCUGAUGCCAGUAAACGCAGGGCAGCCUCUUCAUGCCAGUAACAUCGAGCUGCUAGACAACCCCGGCUGCAAAGAGGUUAAUGCUGUUAACUGUAACACCAGCUGGAAGGUCACCUUGUUCAUGAAGUUUAGCGACUACAGGGAAGAUGUGCUGAAGGGGGGGGAUGUGGUGAGGCUGUUUCACGCCGAGCAGGAGAAGUUUCUGACCUGUGACGAGUACAAGGAGCAGCAGCAUGUGUUUCUCAGGACCACACUGCGGCAGUCUGCCACCUCCGCCACCAGCUCCAAGGCUCUCUGGGAGAUCGAGGUUGUGCACUAUGACCCCUGUAGAGGUGGAGCAGGACAGUGGAACAGUCUCUUCCGCUUCAAACACCUGGCGACUGGGAAUUACCUCGCAGCAGAGGUGAACCCUGAAUUCAAAGACAACACAGUGGAGCCAAAAGGAGAGAAUGAGACUGAGACUUUGUUCUCCAAGAGGAAGCAUCAAGCAGCAGAGAAGAUUGCUUUCACCCUGGUUUCUGUCCGACAUGGGAAUGACAUAGCCUCUCUGUUUGAGCUGGACGCCACCACUCUGCAGCGUGCCGACUGUCUCGUGCCCAGAAACUCCUAUGUGAGACUUAGACACCUGUGCACCAACACCUGGGUGACAAGCACAAACGUCCCCAUCGAUGCAGAGGAGGAGCGUCCAGUGAUGCUCAAGAUUGGCACCUGUCCCACUAAAGAAGACAAAGAAGCUUUCGCCAUCGUAUCUGUUCCCCUGUCGGAGGUCAGAGACUUGGACUUUGCAAACGAUGCCAGCAAGGUCCUGGAGUCCACUGUGAGGAAGCUUCAGUACGGCAACAUCGCUCAGAACGAGAGGAGGUUUGUGACUAAGCUCCUGGAGGACCUUGUUUUCUUUGUAUGUGUGGUACCAAACAAUGGCCAGGAUGUUUUGUCUGUGGUCACCUCCACACCAAACCGAGAGAGGCAGAAACUUAUGAGGGAACAGAACAUCCUUGCUCAGAUCUUUGACAUCCUGAAGGCUCCAUUCACAGAUCAGGGUGAUGGACCGAUGCUAAAGUUGGAGGAUUUGGGAGACCAGCGCUAUGCUCACUUCAAGUACAUGUUGAGACUCUGCUACAGGGUGCUACGCCACUCCCAACAGGACUAUCGCAAGAACCAGGAAUAUAUAGCCAAAAAGUUCACAAUCAUGCAGUCUCAGAUCGGCUAUGAGAUCCUGGCUGAGGACACAAUCACUGCCCUGCUGCACAACAACCGCAAGCUGCUGGAAAAACACAUCACAGCCAGAGAGAUUGAGACCUUCGUCAGCCUGCUGAGGCGCAACAGAGAACCCAGAUUCCUGGAUUAUCUGUCUGAUCUCUGCGUGUCCAACAAGACAGCAAUCCCCGUCACACAGGAGCUUAUCUGUAAAUUUAUGCUGAACCCCACCAACGCAGAUAUCCUCAUCCAGACCAAGCUCAUCCCUAACACAGAGACCACCCUGGAGUCCUCUCUGCUACAGGAGGAGGUGGAGGAGGAGGAGGUUUGGCUCUACUGGAUCGACAGCCACAAGGAGCCUCACGGCAAAUCCAUUCGCCACCUGGCCCAGGAUGCCAAGGGCAACCACAAGAUGGAUGUAGACAUUAUCACCUAUUACAGGUACCAGUUGAAUCUCUUUGCUAAAAUGUGUCUGGACCGUCAGUACCUAGCCAUCAACCAGAUCACCUGUCAGCUACCGGUGGAUCUGAUCCUGCGCUGCAUGUUUGACGACUGCCUGCCCUACAACCUCAGAGCCUCCUUCUGCCGUCUCAUGCUGCAUAUGCAUGUGGACCGCGACCCACAGGAGGCCGUGGUGCCUGUACGCUAUGCCCGCCUGUGGACCGAGAUCCCCUCAAAGAUCACCAUUCAUGAGUUUGAGUACGAGUCCACUGAUACGUCAAGAGAGGAGAUGAAGAGGAAGUUUGCUCACACCAUGGAGUUUGUUGAAGAAUAUCUUAAAGAUGUGGUCAGCCAGCCUUUUCCAUUUGGAGAAAAAGACAAGAAUGAACUCACGCUAGAGGUGGUGAAUCUGGCUCGUAACCUGGUGUACUUUGGUUUCUAUAGCUUUAGUGAGCUGCUGCGUCUCACACGCACUCUGCUGGCCAUCCUGGAUAUUGUCCAGCACCCACUGACCUUCAUGAACAAGCUCGACAAGAGUCCAGAGACUGGCAACAAUGUCCUCCGUACGAUCCAUGGAGUUGGGGAAAUGAUGACUCAGAUUAUGCUGAGUCGAGGCGUGCCGCAUAGCCUCCCUGACACCUCUCCGUCACUGCGCUAUGGGAGAGGACACUUCCUGCCUGACAAUGAGGAUGUCAUGGUGAUGGACACCAAGCUGAAAAUCAUCGAAAUCCUGCAAUUCAUCCUGAGUGUGAGGUUGGAUUAUAGGAUCACAUACUUGUUGUCCAUCUACAAGAAAGAGUUUGGGGACAGGACCAUAACUGACAGCUCUGUCUCUGUGAAUGAGUUGAUCCCAGUGACACCUGCUGAACCAGACAUAGAUGAGAUUGCAACCAAAGCAGAGAGCAUGUUUGCGGGGAGCUCAGAGUUAAGUGCAGUGGAGCUGGACGAUGAGGGGGGGCGGACGUUUUUGAGGGUUUUGAUCCAUCUCAUCAUGCAAGAUUACCCCCCACUGGUGUCUGGCUCACUGCAGCUCAUCUUCAAACACUUCAGCCAGAGAGCCGAGGUCCUGCAGGCCUUCAAACAGGUCCAGCUAUUAGUGUCAGAGCAGGAUGUAGAUAACUACAAGCAGAUCAAGACAGACCUGGACCAGCUGCGUCUGACUGUUGAGAAGUCAGAGCUGUGGGUGGAGAAAAGCGGAGUCUACAGCAGUGAAGACCUGGGGGUACGGCAGGUCAAAGAACAAAACAUCGAGGUGCUGUACCAUCAUUUAAUGGAGGUUGUCCUGAGCCCAGUACAGGAUGGAGAUAAUAAACCUCAAAUUGACAGCAACAAAGCAAACAACUACAACAUCGUAAAAGAGAUCUUACUGAGGCUCAGUAAGCUGUGCUAUCCCAGUAAGAAGAGUCGUGUGCAGCAGCAGAGGUUGCUGAAGAACAUGGGGGCCCAUACAGUGGUGCUGGACCUGCUGCAGAUCCCCUAUGAGCAGAGUGAUGAGAAGAUGACUGAAAUCAUGACCCUGGCACAUACGUUUCUGCAAAAUUUCUGCAGAGGAAACCAUCAGAACCAAGUUCUUCUACAUAAACACCUGAACCUCUUCCUAACUCCAGGGUUGCUGGAAGCUGAGACCAUGCGUCACAUCUUUAUGAACAACUACCAGCUGUGCAAUGAGAUCAGCGACCGAGUCGUCCAUCAUUUUGUUCACUGCAUUGAAACACACGGACGACACGUUCUGUACCUCAAGUUCCUGCAAACCAUUGUGAAAGCAGAUGGGAAGUAUGUGAAGAAAUGUCAGGACAAAGUCAUGACAGAGCUGGUGAACGAAGGCGAAGACGUCCUGGUGUUCUACAAUGACCGCUCCUCGUUCUCAGUGUUGGUGCAGAUGAUGGGCUCUGAGCGAGAGCGGACCGAUGAAGAUGGAGCUCUGGCCUACCACAACAUGCUUGUGGAGCUACUGGCUGCCUGCACUGAGGGCAAGAACGUCUACACUGAGCUGAAAUGCAACUCUCUGCUGCCGCUGGACGACAUUGUCAAAGUUGUCUCUGAUGUCCACUGUAUACCAGAGGUCAAAACUGCUUAUGUGAACUUUGUGAAUCACUGCUACGUGGACACAGAGGUAGAAAUGAAAGAGAUCUACACCUCCAACCAUAUCUGGAAGCUCUUUGACAACUUCCUGGUGGACAUGUCAAGUGUGUGCAACACUACCACAGACCGUAACCAUGCCGAUUUGGCCCUGGAGAAGUAUGUGACAGAGACAGUGAUGGCCAUUGUCAAGGGUUUCUUCAGCUCACCUUUCUCUGUCAACCACUCCAACCUGCAGACAAACCAGUCCGUCUUCAUCAAGCUGCUUCAGUCUUCUUUCAGGAUCUACAACUGCACCUGGAUCAACUCAGCUCAGAAGGCUAAUAUUGAGAGCUGUAUCAAAACACUGGCUGACGUUGCUAAGGCACGGGCCAUAGCCAUCCCAGUGGACCUGGACAGUCAGGUCAACACUUUGUCUCUGAAGGUCCAUAGCAUCAUGGUGCAGCGAGCAGCCAAGGACUGGAGGAUCUCUGCCCGCACACGACCCCGCAAAGAGACCUUUGGUGGCCCUGACUACAAGAACAUCAUUGAGAAGCUCCAGGGAGUCGUGUCCCUUCUGGAGGAGCAGUUCAGUCCAAAGGUUCAGGCAGAGUUUUCUGUGCUGGUGGAUGUUCUUCACAGCCCAGAGCUGCUGUUUCCAGAGGCUGCUCGAUUACGCUGUGAGAGUGGAGCUUUCAUGUCCAAACUAAUCAAACACACCAAGAAGCUUAUGGACAAAGAGGAGAAGCUGUGUAUCAAGAUCCUGCAAACACUCAGAGAGAUGAUGGACAAGAAGGGAUGCUUUCAGGAGGCUGGAAACGAUUUAAGAAAGAUCCUCCUCACACGCUACUUUGGAAAUCAAAAGCUUCUCUCCAAGUCAGAGCUUGGGAGUGGAAACUGCUCAUCUGGCGGCUUUGUCAAGCCAUCUUCCGCAGGAGGUUCUCCUUUGCUGGACUCUGACAAGCCAGGCAGUAGUGUGGUGGAGAUCCAGUGUCUCCUAGACAGCGUUGGGGCAUCAGAGUUAGUGAUUGAUCUCAUCGUCAACACCAAGAAUGACCGGGUGUUUGAGGAGAGCAUCCUGUUGGGCAUCGCCCUUCUCCAGGGCGGAAACACACAGAUACAGAACUCCUUCUAUAACCAACUGUACAAGCAGAAGAAGUCAGAGAGGUUCUUCAAAGUUUUCUACGACCGCAUGCGUUUGGCCCAGCAAGAGAUCCGAGCCACCGUGUCCGUCAACAUGUUUGAGCUCAGCUGCAGAAAAAGGGAUGAUGACAGUGACGUCAGUAGCAUCAGGCUGAAGAAAGGGAAAGACUCAGGGCUUCAUAUGAGGGACGACAUGCGAGGGCAGCUGAAGGAGGCUUCUUCAGUCACCUCAAAGGCCUUCUGUGCCUUCAGAAAGGAGCUGGAUCCAGACCUCGAAGGCCUCGGCCAGACCAGUGAGAUAGUUGGGGCUGAAGAGGUUUUAGAAGAAACUCAGAUGAGCCAAGCCAUCACCAUCAUGAAACCCAUCCUACGUUACCUUCAGCUGCUCUGUGAGAACCACAAUACAGACCUGCAGAACUUUCUGCGCAACCAAACCAACAAGACCAACUACAAUCUGGUGUGUGAGACUCUUCAGUUCUUGGACUGUAUUUGUGGAAGCACUACUGGAGGCCUCGGGCUACUGGGCCUUUACAUAAAUCAGAGUAAUGUGGACUUGGUUCGCCAAACCCUGGAAACCAUCACAGAGUACUGCCAGGGACCCUGCCAUGAAAACCAGAGCUGUAUAGCCAAGCAUGAGUCAAAUGGCAUUGACAUAAUUAUAGCACUGAUUGUCAACUCUAUCAACCCCCUGGGGAAGGAUCGGCUGGACCUCGUGCUGGUGCUCAAGAACAAUGCCUCCAAACUCCUACUGGCUAUCAUGGAGAGCCGCCAUGACAGCGAGAAUGCAGAGAAGAUUCUCUACAAGAUGAGACCCACCGAACUAGUGGAUGUAAUGAAGGAAGCCUACGCCCAGGGUCUGGAGAGUGAGUUCAAUGAGGACAGUGUUGGAGACCAGAUCAAGCCCAGAGACGUCGGACACAACAUUUACAUCCUGGCCCACCAGCUGGCCCGACACAAUAAGAUCCUGCAGCAGAGCCUGAGGCCGGGGUUGGGGUUGGGCCUGGGGUCCGGGGUGGACCCCGACAAUGAGAAGGAUGACGCACUCCAUUACUAUGCCAAUCACACAGCUCAGAUAGAGAUUGUGCGUCACGACCGCACCAUGGAGCAGAUAGUGUUUCCGGUCCCUAACAUCUGCGAGUACCUCACAGAAGAGUCCAUGGUGCGUGUGUUCACCACCACCGAGAGAGACGACCAGGGCAGCAAGGUUAACGACUUCUUCCAGCAGUUUGACAACCUCUACAACGAGAUGAGGUGGCAGAAGAAGAUCCGCAGAAAUAAGGCUGUGUUCUGGUUCUCACGACACAUUUCUGUUUGGGGGAGCAUCUCCUUCUACCUAGCCUGUCUGCUCAACAUCGCUGUGGCUGUAUUCUACCCCUUUGGUGAUGAUGGAGAUGAAGGCACCUUGUCCCCCUUCUGGAAUAUCUCGCUGUGGGUGGCGUUGGGGGUGUUUACCGCACUACUUCCUGUCCUACCCAAGCCGUUGGGCAUCCUGUUCUUCCUGGUCUCCCUCAUCCUACGUGCCAUUUACACUAUGGGCCUCGCUCCUGCCCUGUUGUUGCUGGGUGCUGUCAAUCUGUUUAACAAGUUAGUCUUUCUUGUAAGUUUUGUGGGCAACCAGGGGACAUUCACGCGAGGCUACAAAGCGGUUGUUAUGGACAUGCUCUUUAUCUACCAUUUGGGCUAUGCCAUCAUCUGCGUCCUAGGCCUCUUUGUGCACGAGUUCUUCUACAGCUUUUUGUUGUUUGACCUGGUGAUCCGAGAGGAGACGUUGCUCAACGUGAUAAAGAGCGUGACGAGAAAUGGCCGCUCUAUUAUUCUGACUGCUGUUCUGGCCAUUUUCCUCGUUUACUUCUUCUCUAUCAUUGGCUUCCUCUUCCUCAAGGAUGACUUCCGCAUGGAGGUGGACCGCCUUCCUGCACCAGGAAAAGGGGAUUUAUUGAGUAGCAAUGAAGUUGUGGACUCGUGUAUGAAAGAUAGCUGUCCUGUUUCAACACCUAAAAAUGUUCCUGACGAUGGGACAGAGCGGGUGUGCGACACUCUGCUCAUGUGUAUAAUCACGGUUCUGAACCAGGGACUACGUAAUGGAGGAGGUGUGGGAGAUAUUCUCAGGAGACCCUCCAAAGAGGAGCCUUUGUUUGCGGCACGAGUGGUUUACGACCUUCUGUUCUUCUUCAUCGUUAUCAUCAUCGUUCUUAACCUCAUCUUUGGUGUUAUCAUCGACACCUUCGCUGACUUGAGGAGUGAAAAACAAAGAAAGGAGGAGAUCCUGAAAACCACCUGUUUCAUCUGUGGGUUGGAGAGGGACAAAUUUGACAACAAGACAGUGUCCUUCGAGGAGCACAUCAAAUCCGAGCACAACAUGUGGCAUUACCUCUUCUUCCUGGUUCUGGUGAGGGUGAAGGAUCCGACCGAAUAUACUGGCCCUGAGAGCUACGUGGCCCAGAUGAUUGGGGAGAAGAACUUGGAGUGGUUCCCCCGUAUGAGAGCCAUGUCUCUGGUGAGCAGCGAGGGAGACAACGAGCAGAACGAGAUGCGCUCUCUGCAGGAGAAACUGGACAGCACUGUCACUCUGGUGUCUCAGCUGUCUGGCCAGCUGGCUGAGCUCAAAGAUCAGAUGACAGAACAGAGGAAGAACAAGCAGAGGCUUGGAUUCCUGGGUCCUCCUCAGCCCAACCAUCUCACCUCGGCCCACUGAGGGGCUCAAGGCUCAAACACUUCACGGUGAAAGGCACCUCGACUGCAGGCUCGCAGUAGAAACAAGCUGGAAAUGUGGACACACACAAACGACAGCCUUAAGAACAAUACAUGGGCAUACGUUCAAAUACUGAUGUCAAAACAAAGAGGCCAGCAAUUUUUUGACAUAGUGCCUUUUCUAUGACACAAGCAAUGCGUUAUGGGAUUCAGACGGUGCCUUACGUGCUCUCUCGGCCACUAGGAGUAGGCUUUACUUGGUGCCUGAAUACACCUUUGUACAAAGGGACUCAGCUCUGUGAAUGAUUGGCCAGGCACGGCACACAUCUGCCAUUGUAGUGUUAGUGUGCCAACCAGAGGUCGAGGGAAAUGUUAAGGUAAGGUUAAUGUUUAAGUGCUGUCAAGUCUGCUGACGGUCACGUCUCGUUCCUUGACUGUCGUCCGUGCUGUUGUGUCAGAGAGCGGACAGAGAGGUCGUGAUUGGCAGUGUUUUUAGAAGUUGGGUGGGGUUUUGGCCUCCAGAGGGAAGAUCCUCCCCUUUACAUUUUAGAUUUCUGAUGGUAUUUAUGACAAAAUGUGCGGUUCAUAGCUGGAGUAUUAUUUUGGUGUCAUGCUGCCUUACUCAUUAACCUUUCUAAACAGUACAUUGCAACUGCUGAAAGUGCACUUUUUUUAAAAAUGCAAAAAUGUAAGCCUGUAACGAGAAACAUUGGUUAGUUGGGGUAUUAUUUUUGCAUGCUUUGUGUUGUGUUUUAAAAUGCAUUUGCCAUUUAAUUUUUUUUUUUUUUUUUUUUAUAAAUUUCUACAGAGUAUAUAAAUAACAGAAAUGUGAAUUAAAAAUAAUGAUAACCUGUGCAGAACUUACUUGAAAUUUGUUUUCAGUCUAAAUCGUAUAUUGGUACAUAAUGUAGUGGACUGAAGAUGGUAAGAUUACAGUUCUUUGUUACAAUAUGAACAUCGUCAUGUCUAUCGAGAUGCCAAUACUGUAACAUUUACUUAUCUUCAUCUUCCACAGUUUCUCAUCAUGUUUUAAGUGUAAAUCAUAGUCUCUCUUGGACUGGAAUUGAUUGUUAAGUCUGACCUUGUGUUUUAAACUUGCACAAACUUAUGACAAAUUAUAAGCGCAUGCACUCGAUGUUAACUGUCCUGUGACACUUUCUGUUUAAACAAAGUGUAUUGAAAAUGUUUUUAUGUGUCGGAUGUUGUAAUAAAUUUGUAACAAGAUUUAUUACUUUAUGUCCUUUGAGUCACCUGUUCUUAACAGAGUUGAGCCUCAGUUGUUGUUGGGGAUAAAUGAGCACUCAACCUAACCCCCCUCUGCACCCACACACACUCAGUUGACUCACUCUUGAACUUGUCCAUGAUCAUAUUUCAACUCAUGCAGCAGGGGUAGUCAUCUACUAUUAAAUUCAAAGUU